GCGGUGACUGUGCCAGCUCGGGAAAACUAGUGCUCGCUGCCUACUUGAUCAACAACUAGAGGGGAAACUCGCAUUAGAACCGGCGCUGUUCCGACAUGUCACAACAUAAGCGCUGAGUGCGGGUCGGAAAGCACCGCAUUUAUCCCCCCCGCCCCGGUAGCGGCAGUAGUCCGCGGCCACGCCCUGGAGCCCGAACAAAACUGCUGGCAGUGAUCGGCUGGAGGAACCAUGAGGGAGUACAAAGUGGUGGUCCUCGGCUCCGGAGGGGUCGGGAAAUCCGCCUUGACCGUUCAGUUCGUGACGGGGUCCUUCAUCGAGAAGUACGACCCCACAAUAGAGGAUUUCUACCGGAAGGAAAUCGAGGUGGACUCCUCACCGUCCGUGCUGGAGAUCCUGGACACGGCCGGCACCGAGCAGUUCGCCUCCAUGCGGGACUUGUACAUUAAAAACGGGCAGGGCUUCAUCCUGGUCUACAGUCUGGUCAACCAGCAGAGCUUCCAGGACAUCAAGCCCAUGCGGGACCAGAUCAUCCGGGUCAAACGGUACGAGCGGGUGCCUAUGAUCCUGGUGGGGAACAAAGUGGACCUGGAGGGGGAGCGGGAGGUGUCGUCCGGCGAAGGUAAGGCGCUGGCGGAGGAAUGGAACUGUCCCUUCAUGGAGACCUCGGCCAAGAACAAGAUCUCCGUGGACGACCUGUUCGCAGAGAUAGUCCGCCAGAUGAACUAUGCGUCCACGCCGAAUGGCGACGACCCGUGUUGUGCUUCUUGUGUCAUCCUGUAAGGAAAGUUCUGCACCGUCCUUGCUUUUUGCAAUGUGUGUCUCGGCCUGGCCUUGGAGGAGAAUGAAGAGGAAUGGCGCAGGAUCACAAGAAGAGGGUUGAGUAACUGAGGCAGAGGGUAUGGGUCCACUCUUGAUGAAUUCUGCUGGGUCGGAGAAUCUUUCCUGCGUGGUCAGUGUCCACAAUUGAGGUCUGAUCCCAAGUUGGAGCAACCGCCUCCCACCCACGACUUCCAGACAUGGAAACAAUAUAGAGAACAUUUAAAGAUGCUCUAAAAGGAUAUUUAGUAAAGUAUAUUUUGUUAAAUAACUGCACAGUCACUCCUGGAUGGGUACAACUUCAUGGUUCUUUUUUUGGUGGAGGACUAACCUGACAAUCUCAUCGGGUGUGGGAGGAGACUUUAGCUGACUUGACGUGGGAGGUCGGUGGCGACUGCCUCACGUCCAGUGCCUUCCCCCCCCCCGCCCUAUCCCCUCACCCAACAAACUUCAGCUGUUCCCAUUUAGUGCCAACCCUCUAAAAACAAAAACCUCAGCGUGGCAAAUCCACUCCUCUCCAGAUAGUCGCUUCAGGGCUGACCCUGAUUAUAAAGACUGCAGAGGUUCUGUUCACGGAAUGGUGCUUCUCGUCUCUUCUACGUUUUGGGUCUUUUAUCUUUUCCCCCGUAAUUCGCCUUCGUUCAUGCUGCAGUGUCUGCCUGGCCAAACCUAGAAGUCUUGAAACGCACAGGUACUGGAACAAUAAUAAUGACGCUUCCAGACCUCUUCAAUCAAUCUUAUGUUUUGUAGGACACGUGAUGAUGAUGAUGAUGAUGAUGUGCUACAUGAUGUUGACAAAUCUAAUCUUGAUUGUAUGUUGAAUUUUAGGCCAGCCUUUUAA
Entelurus aequoreus (snake pipefish) is the source of this 1657-nucleotide messenger RNA. Its product is annotated as ras-related protein Rap-2b. Gene Ontology annotation, molecular function: GDP binding; GTP binding; GTPase activity. The coding region runs from base 229 to 780 and encodes 183 amino acids. The record is from RefSeq and is a predicted model, not a curated record. Gene Ontology annotation, biological process: negative regulation of cell migration; Rap protein signal transduction. The transcript has 2 exons. NCBI's taxonomy places the organism in Eukaryota, Metazoa, Chordata, Actinopteri, Syngnathiformes, Syngnathidae. Gene Ontology annotation, cellular component: plasma membrane.